Cyclopterus lumpus (lumpfish) is the source of this 2112-nucleotide messenger RNA. RefSeq names its product epithelial membrane protein 2 (gene emp2). Lineage: Eukaryota; Metazoa; Chordata; Actinopteri; Perciformes; Cyclopteridae. The transcript is spliced from 5 exons. Bases 372 to 869 code for a protein of 165 amino acids. Gene Ontology annotation, cellular component: plasma membrane. The record is from RefSeq and is a predicted model, not a curated record.
CGCUCACGCCAGCCUUGUCCAGAGAACGUGCGCACAAAACAAACUUUUUUUUUUGGGGGCUGUGUGGACUAGUAGCGCGAGCUCCAGCUGCCGUUUCGUCACGUUUGGAAGCCUAAUUUUUUUUUCCCUCCUGCAUUUUUUUCCCCUUCCUCCCCAAUUUAUUGUCCCCAUUAAUUUCACUUGUUUUCCACAUAGACACGCAGUCACUUCUGGAAGUCCACACUCUUCCUUCUCCGACCUGAAACACCCGAUCCCUUUUCAUGUUCAGGACCUCGAUCCAGCCCUGACUAUCAGCCUGCAAAGCCCCAUCACCCAGUGAGCAACACAGACCGCCUUUUAACUGGCCUGACCAGACACACACACGGGCAGCCAUGUUGAUCAUCCUAGCUUUAAUCCUCCUCUUCCACGUGACUGCAAUCAUCCUCCUCUUUGUGGCAACCAUUAACAAUGCCUGGUGGGUGGUGUCGUCGGCGGGACGCGAGGUGAUCUACGCCGACCUGUGGUACUCCUGCAACUCCACCUGCUACCCUGUGGAGAACAGCCACACUGCGGCUGCAGCCUAUCUGCAGACCGUCCAGGCUACUAUGAUUCUGGCCAUCAUUUUAUGUUGUGUCAGCCUCUUCAUCUUCAUCCUUCAGCUCUUCAAGCUCGAACAGGGAGAUCGAUUUAUUUUCACUGCUGUUAUCGAGCUGCUGGCCUCUCUAUGCGUGAUGAUCGCGGCGUCCAUCUACUCGGCUCAGAACAAGAGCUUCCACGUGCCGAGUCUCCAGCAGGGCUCCUACGGCUCCUCCUACGUCCUGGCCUGGAUCAGCUUCCCCAUGACUCUCAUCAGCGGCGUCAUGUACCUGGUGCUCAGGAAGCGCAAAUAGAUGCGAUGGGCUUCACGCACCGAGAUCCCCAACAAAACAGGAGCACUUGGACACACGCAUUAACAAAAUAAAAAAGAUAUACACUUGUCCCCAACAAACAUGCAUGCCCACAUUCUCUCUGAAACCGUUUUAGAUGUUAUAAUUACGCAUGAGAAAAUGACGCAUUCACAUUUGUUUUAUGUCCAGGCAACCCACCAAUUAAGCAUUCAGCAACACGCAUUUCAAAACCAUGAAAUAGUUGUCCACCUUUCUCCCUCCUGAUGGUAUAUUGUUCUCACUGAACGUGGCGGCGUGCUCCUUUUGACGGGCUUUACUAAAUGCUGUUUUUCACCCCAGAUAAGUGCCUCAGAAACACUGCUGACAGUCGACUGGGUAGACCCACUGUGGGUCGGGUGCUCUUCGACGGCCACUAGACCACGUUUGAGUUGAGGAAUGCGCCGAGAUUUUCCAAAUUUGAUCUGUAUUUCAAGUGAUCUGAGUUUUUCUUUUUCUUUUUUCAGCUCGGUCCACUUUGCUGUUCCAACAUGCUAACAUGUCUCCUCCGCACGUUUCAUUGUGUCCUGCUUCCUACCAACUCCAUUCACAGGAGCCUGUAUGAAAUAUGUGAUCGCAGCGGAUAGAAGCUGAAGACGUGUGUGUGUGUGUGUGUGUGUGUGUGUGUGUGUGUCGGGGGGUUGUCUUGCCAAAGGGGCCAUAUUUCUUUGUGAAUCUACAGUCAAACGGAAUUCUUUGUACAUAUUUGCUGUGUAUGUAUGUAUGUAUAGGUCAGGUAAUUGCCAAAAUUGCUUAUUUCUAAGACUGAAAUACUAAAACUAUAUACAUAUUAAAAAAAGAAUAGCAAAUGUUCUGUUCACCAUAGCAAAGUGUAGCGAGGCGCUAGUUGAGGUUUAAUGUAGGAUUUUCAUUUGUUUGCAUUCUUCCGUUUCUGACUUGUGUUUUAUUGGUGGAAAAAAAUGAACCGAUGAUGUGCUGUGAUAUUUCAAAUGACAACCUGACAACGUGGAAACUUGAAAUAUGAAUGACAUUUGUUUUUGUUAUGUUUUUGUUGUUUGCAUCUUCACUGAGGGGAAAAAGACAAGCUAUUUAUCGUUUAAAAACCACUGUUGUGUAUUUUAGCCUCCGGUGACUGAGGAAGUAACGGAGUCUCUGGCGGCUCUUCUGUUUAUUUGGUCCUUUGCUGAAACAUCUGGAACACCUUGUGCACAUGUCUGGCAUUUCACAACAAUAAAUGUGUUACUGUACA